This is a messenger RNA of Myzus persicae (green peach aphid), 2914 nucleotides long. RefSeq lists its product as uncharacterized. The transcript is spliced from 6 exons. Lineage: Eukaryota; Metazoa; Arthropoda; Insecta; Hemiptera; Aphididae. Bases 137 to 2458 code for a protein of 773 amino acids. The record is from RefSeq and is a predicted model, not a curated record.
GACUGCGAGCGCGGAGCGGCGAUCAUUUCGAGUUCACCCGUCGGCUGCCGUUCCCGUGUGCCUGGGCCAUUCGUUUCUGCGAGUUUCAGAAAUUGUACGAUUCGCCGGAGCCACCAGUCGCCAUCAGUUCAGCACCAUGGCAUAUCGAUCGAGAAAGCAUACGUAUCUCAAAAAAUAUAUCGAUAACUUAUUUUACAAAAUCAAUAUCAGAUGUAUAGUUUCGUUGACAAAAUUAGCCCCAGAAGAUAUCGAAAAUUAUAAAUUGAGCUUAAUUAAAAAUAAGGAAAAUACCGCCAAAGAAGAGAUUAAUAUAUCUGAAGAUGAUAAAACGUCUAUAAGCGAUAAUAAGUUAAAAAAUGAUGAAAAGUCCAAAGACAUCAAAACGUCUAAAGACAUUAAAACGUCUAAAGAUAUUACAACGUCUAAAGACAUUACAACGUCCAAUGAUAUUUCAACGUCCAAAGACAUUACAACGUCCAAUGAUAUUUCAACGUCCAAAGACAUUACAACGUCCAAUGAUAUUUCAACGUCCAAAGACAUUAAAACGUCCAAAGACAUCAAAACGUCUAAAAACAUUAAAACGUCUAAGGAUAAUAAAGCAUCUAAAGAAGAUGCAGAUGAGCCUGCUAGAAAAAAACCAAAACUGGAUACUGAUGGAAGAGACAUUUUGAAAUUGGUAUUAUCUAGAGAGGGUGAAACUCAUAAAUUUAAAUCACAAUUCAAAUCUUCAUUAAAACUUAAUAACGAAAUUGCUUCUACCAGUACUGAGGAGGUACCUAUAGUAAUUGAUUGUGAAGAAUCUGCCGAACCUGCAAAUUCUUCAGCUAAAAAUGAAGAACAAUCGAUCUUUGUUAUUGAUGUUAAAAAAAUGAUGGAUGAAGAUAAUUACAAAAAGUGGAUGAAAAUGAUCAGUUCGGACAAAAGCCCCAAUCAUCAAACAAAUCCAGCGAAAAAGUCAACAGUUGCUAAACUUCCUAUUAGUGCACCUAAGGCAAAUGUAGGUAAACGCCCUGUAAAUAGUAAAAGAUAUGCAAAAGAGCAUUUAUUUAAAGUCGAAAACUUAUAUAACAAAUAUUUUAAUAAAUCUGUAAAAGAUACUAUUGUGGUUAUUGCGAAUAUACUUAACAUCAUUUCAAUGUCUAACAAACAUCACAAAUCACGAAUGGAUGAAUCUUUUAAGAAAAAAACUGAAGCCGAAAAACUUAAAGAAAGAUGUGAUGCUAACCGUGUACACGGAAGGCAUAAAAAAAUUCUUGAAACAAUGCUGAAGAGCAAUUUUACAGACGUCGUAAAAUGUUUUGUAGGGUUGGAUUUUGAUUCAGCAUUUCAAAUGUUUUUUUUAAGUAUAUUAACUGUACUUCGAGUUUUGGAUGAGCCAAAAUUCAAAAAAGGUAGCAUCUUCAAAAAUUUAGUACUUUUAUUAUGGAAUAGUUUAAAAAACAGCGAUUACAACGAUUCCAAAGUUUUUACAAUGUUCCGUUCAAAGACGUUUCGACCUGAAUGCAUCGAUUUAAUCAGUCUAAUUGAAGAUAGUCGGGAUAUUGACCCGGGAGUCACCGAUCGAAUGUCAUUGUUUUUUGUAUCAACAGUAGACAGCCGGGAAUGUUUUCAAGCAGUUAUUGAUGCUGUCACCAGUGAUUCGAACGAAGAUCUGGGAUUAUUAUUGAAUCACUCUAUCUCUCAAUGUCGAGCUAAUUCAAAGUUUAAAGAUACUGUUGAUUCCUCAACUGUACAACGUUCGAAUGCUAAAAUACCAGUGACAGCAACUAUUCAGAGCCCUAUCAACUCUGAUGGAAUAAUUAAGCACUGGUUCCUAGCCAAAAAUCCAGAUGGAACUUACCAACAAAUACCAAUAAUAAAUGCCCAUAAAUCCCAAACCAUUGGUAAUACAGCAGGAGAACAAUCAAUUGGAACGAGCCAGCCAUUAAAUAACUUCUAUCAAUCAUUCACUUCUUCACUGCCAAAGACAAUUUAUGAACCUUCUACUUCUAAAAUGAUACCAGCAAAUAAAUGCUUUGUUGUUGGGCCAACUAAUUCCCAUGUUCCUUUGGUACAAGUAAAGGGAUCAUUGUCAGGAGCUGCAACAUCAAUACCAACAACAACAACAUUUGUGACAUUGAAACCAACAAUUCAGAAUAAAAAUUCCAUGCCAAACAGUUCUAUUAUAACAGCUGAAGGUGGCACUAUUCUACUUGGUAACAAACAGUAUCAAUUGGUUAAGCGGCCCUUGCCAUCAGGUCAGAUGAGAACAAUAGUCAAUAAUAGUAAUAUAUCAGUUAAAUCACCUCAAACUCUUUUUACCAGGUGUUUUGCCAAAAAUUGUAACAACCCUGCAAAAAUAAUGUGCAGUACCUGUACAUCAGUAAAAUACUGUAACCAUACGUGCCAACGAUUGGACUGGUAUGAUAGUCAUAUAAAUGACUGUGAACGAAUGCUAAACGAAAAAACUCAUCCUUAAAUUCUCCUAUACGUAUAUAAAUAAUUUCAACGUGGUAUAUUUGUAUUAAAGUGUUUUUCAUAAAAACGUUUUUAUUUAAAAAAAAAAAUGGAUUAUGUCUUUAUAUUUUGAUAUUUCUUAAAUUUAACAUAGUUAAAUCACCUAUAAUUAGAUUUGUAAUUAAGUUUGUAUAAUUCCAGUUGAUUGCUAUUAAGUUUAAUCUAAUAUUACUACAUACUUUUUAGGGUCUUGAUGUUCUUUUUUUUUUUAGUACCUCAGCUAUUGUUUGUUUUUUUCCAAGCAGGAAUCACCAAACUUUAUAACUAUAAAUUACAUAUUUUUUAUGUGAUAUACUUAGUUUGUAAAUAAAUAAAAAAAAACUCAUUCAAGAGAGACUGAGUAGAAUAGGCCUUUGGUACUGAUCCUACUAUGGUAUGUUAAGGAUACCAACACAGCCAAAAAAAAAAAAAAAAAUUA